Seminavis robusta is the source of this 1662-nucleotide messenger RNA. Lineage: Eukaryota; Bacillariophyta; Bacillariophyceae; Naviculales; Naviculaceae. The record is from the annotation of a GenBank genome assembly.
AUGAAGCACUUUGAGCUACUUCCGAGAGAGGAUCCCGAUGAAUCAAGCUCUCUACAAUCAGAGAAUCAAUGGAACGUUUGGGUGCGAAUCCUUGCCACUUCAGCACCGUACCAAAGAUACUUGAAGGACCCGAAAACAUCAUGGCGUCUGCUGGGGGCUGCCAUGGCCUUGGUAGCCGUCUGUACGAUCUUGGCCGUUGGUAGUGGAAAAUCAAGCGUUUCUACAGCUCCUGGACCAGUGGCAAUCCCAGACCAACCAAAACAAUUCUAUCGUCACUAUGACGGAGAUUUGCAUCUCCACGAGGUUCUCAAGAAGAGCGGGUUUUCCAAAAAGGGGUAUCACUGCGAAUUCUGUUCCGAUCUUUCCGGCGAUGGACGCCGCAUGGUGGUGGCUCAAGAUAGCCACGUUGUGAUCCUGGACUACUCGGAUCUCGAACAAGAAUGGAAACACACAGCGGCGCUUCCUUGCCAACCAAGUCCUGUACUGUCCAUUUCACGAAAUGGCAAACGUCUUGCCAUGACACACGUGGAAAAGGGCCCUGCGAAAAUGCACAAGGUGCAAGAGGUUUGGGUGUAUGAUCUAACACUAGAUCCACCCCAGAAAAUACACGAGCAAGCAUUGGAUAUAGAACAUCCCUUCUACACAAACUACACAUCUCCAGAAAAAGACAUUCGAGUAUUUCCCUACAAACCAGAUGGCAGAAAUGCCGACUUUGGAGCGAGCUUGAAGCUGAAUGACGACGGUACUAUCCUUGCCAUUGGACUGCCUCUUUUGAUCUAUUCCUAUCAUUUCCAGGGGGCUGAAAAGGGACCGUUUGUGAUGGGAUCCAUUCGUGUGGUUCAGUGGGACCAAACAACCAGAGCAUGGAAGCCCAUGGGAUCCGAAAUUGAUAGCCUCUCCAUGUCAUCCGAAGAAACCAAAAACAGCAAUGGGACCAUCAUGUACAUUGGUCAAGAAAUUGGUCAUUUCAUUGGUCUUUCGAGCAACGGUCAUCGGCUCGUCACAACCGUCAAUGCUCGACUAUUCCCUGGAGCUGGACCCAAGGCCACGCGAGACGGCAUUGUAGUUUUUGAAUGGGACAGCGCGGCACAACAAUGGACCCAAAUGCAACCCAUUCUUCCCGUAUCGGAACGACAAUACGUGACAAUGUCGGAGGAUGGCAACACGCUCGCCACAGAAGCAGCCGAGAAUCAAGUCAGGACUUUUGCCUUUGAUUCCCGAACACAACAAUGGCUUCCUUUUGGGGCUGUACAGGUCGGCAAAACCAUUGGAUUCAAGCGAUUUGGAACCUACGGAAGUCGCAGCAUGGCCUUGUCGUCCACGGGCAAGGUCUUGGCAGUGGCCGUCAGCGGAGGCAUCCAUGAGCACAACUUUCCUACUUCCAAGAUACCUACCUCUCAUGGCUACCUCCAAGUCUUUCAAUACCAACAUCAUGCAGCAGAUGCCAACAAUCAGUGGGUGUCCAUGGGGGCGCCAGUUGGUCCGGCUCAUUCGGGAGACAAUGUGAUGGAAGAUGCAUGCUCGGACUUUUCCUCGGUCAUGAUCUCUAGCGAUGGCAAACAUUUGGUGGGACAGGCUCCAUGUCCUCAACUUGUGCAAAUCUUUGAGUACAUCGAUGGAGGAGACAAUGUGGUCCUCGACCAUGCCCACAUGAACAACUAG